AUGGCCACAAAUAUUAUUUGUAAUCUACUGGGAGCGUUACUUUCCUUUCUAGCAAUUCAUGCCUUCGCAGUUCAGUCAAUUCCAAAGGAAGAGGGAAAGACAAUAGGGCUCGACGAGCUUAGAAGCUACCUGGGGACCUUCGGAUACCUAACCGACAGUGUUCCAAAAAACUCCAGAAAUUUUAUCAGCAGCUUUGAGGUUGAUGAGGUUUUGGAAACUGCACUGAAAAAAUUUCAAAAAACAUAUCAUCUGAAUGUCACAGGAAAGCUUGAUUCCGGUACGGUUGACCUAAUAAGCACUCCGAGGUGUGGUGUGUCUGAUAAUUUUGUCAACCUAAAUGCAACGGAACAACGUACACAUGGUGUUCGUACGGGUUCUCAUUACACAGUCUUCGAAGGAAACAGGAAAUGGCCACCUACAAAGCGUAAUCUUACCUACAAAUUCAACGCCGGAGCCAAAAAUCCCGCUGCGCUAUAUGCAUUAUCGAUGGCAUGUCGGCAAGCAUUUGAUCUAUGGGCUGAAGUUACCAACUUUACGUUUCAACAGGUAGUGCCGAGUUCACCAGCUGACAUUUUGAUUAGCUUUCAACGCCGCGAUCAUGGAGAUGGGAGCCCAUUUGACGGGGCCGGUAAGGUUUUGGCGCAUGCUUUUGCUCCCACGGAUGGAAGGCUGCACUUGGAUGCAGAUGAGAAUUGGAGCUUCAGGCCUCCAAGUAAGAACCAGUACGACCUGGUGUGGGUGGCUACGCACGAAUUAGGGCAUGUUCUUGGACUUCAGCACAGUACAUUGUCAGAUGCCAUUAUGUACGCCUACGUUGGUGCUGGGAAGACUAGAAGGGCGUUGCACAGUGAUGAUAUUGCAGGGAUAAAAGCUUUGUACCAACUGCAGCCGUAG
Molecule: messenger RNA, 894 nt
Organism: Pyrus x bretschneideri (Chinese white pear)
Lineage: Eukaryota; Viridiplantae; Streptophyta; Magnoliopsida; Rosales; Rosaceae
Product: metalloendoproteinase 1-like
Exons: 1
Coding region: 1-894 (297 amino acids)
Biological process (GO): collagen catabolic process; proteolysis; extracellular matrix organization
Cellular component (GO): extracellular matrix
Molecular function (GO): metalloendopeptidase activity; zinc ion binding
Source: RefSeq, a predicted model, not a curated record